Messenger RNA from Solenopsis invicta (red fire ant), 9186 nucleotides. RefSeq names its product semaphorin-2A (gene Sema2a). Gene Ontology annotation, molecular function: chemorepellent activity; semaphorin receptor binding. NCBI's taxonomy places the organism in Eukaryota, Metazoa, Arthropoda, Insecta, Hymenoptera, Formicidae. The transcript has 11 exons. Gene Ontology annotation, biological process: negative chemotaxis; negative regulation of axon extension involved in axon guidance; neural crest cell migration. The record is from RefSeq and is a predicted model, not a curated record. Bases 1186 to 3393 code for a protein of 735 amino acids.
CAACGUUCAGAGGGUAACAGUCGUGCCGCGGCCUCCAAUGAGGGAGGUCUACGCAAUCGUCGUUCGUCGCCGCUCGAGUAAAAACGCAGUCUGGUCGACGGUUUCGCGACGUGCGCCUUUUUCGCCCUUGGCUUUUCAGCAUUUAAUCGGCGGCUCAAUCAUGUUGUGACGGAUGCACGGUGUGUCGCCAACGUCGCGUCGCGUCUGCAAUUACUCGUCCAACACCGUAAGAAUGUUCGACGCGUGAUAGAGAACGGCAAUCUCCGUGGACUCCGAGCUCCGCCGACUCCGAGCAACAGAUGUGACCAUCGUACGCGUCUCGUUCUUUAUAUUUAGUUAAUCAAGAUUUUCUCAGUUGGUAACUCUCACACGACUCCGAUUCGGACAUGGCGUUGCGUGCUACUCGCCAAGAAGCGUCGUAACAAUUACAACGCGCGAUGACCUCGGACGCUGCUGACGAGAGAUAAGAAACGUUUUUAAAUGGUCAAUUCGUAAGAUAACAUUGUCAGAUGCUCAGGGAAAUGAGAAAAUUCUCGUAGAAUCUGCGUUUGUGCCAUCGACGAGACUCCGUUCAUCGUUCCGUGGACCUAACCUGCGACUUAAGGGCACCGGAUUGUAUAGAGGGAGUAAAAGGCGAAGGAAACAGAACUCCUUUGUCCUGUCGAAACAGCGCGGAAGAAGGAGAAGGCAACGCGGAGAGAAGCUGCGAGAAGAAGAAAAAGAUAGAGAGAGAGAGCGCGGAGCAACACGCGGUCGAGUUUCUAUCUUGGAGUGUACCUGCCGCAGGAACAGGACAAGGUAGGGGCGAACGAGCCGAGAGAGAGGGAGCGAGAAAGGAAGAGAGACGCGCUUUACACGGCCGGUGAACGGCCGUCGUCGUUGCCAGCGGCAAAGGGCAACAACCACGCUGCGGCCGGAGACUCUAUCUUCUUCUACUCAAGGCCAGGGCGUCGCGGCCCACGCGGUCUUUUGUAAGUUUCGUUUCGGGGCCCGGGAUCGGACGUACCGGAGUGACAGUUGUGCCGUGCCGUGCCGUGACGUUUCGCGCGAAAUGCUCCGAAAUUGCCAGAGGUAGGAGCAGACCGCGAGGACCUCGUCGUUUCUCGACAGAUCUCAAGAGAGAAAGAGUGAGAGGGAAGGAGCGCGCGAAGGAUAGUGCAAAAGUGUUUUUAUUUGCCCGUGACCAUGCAGAGGCAGAGGCUACUGUCGGACGCCAUGACAACGGUGGUUAGGGCAGCUGUUCUCGCAGCUGUCCUGGGACAACUUCUGGGUCCCAGCGCGGCCAGCAGGCCCGCCGGCGCCCACCCCGGACACGCAUAUUUCGAGCAACCCUGCUGCGGACGUUCUCAUCUUAGGCAUCACAAAGAACACGUGCGGGAAUUCAGCUGCGGCAUGCUGUACUACAGGACGCUCUACCUGGACAGUAAGAGGGACGCCCUAUACGUCGGAGCUAUGGAUAAGAUCUUCAGGCUGAAUCUGAGUAACAUCAGUCAUUCCAAUUGCGAGAGAGAUGCUCUGAAUUUGGAACCCAGCAACGUGGCAAAUUGCGUGUCGAAAGGCAAAUCGGAGCAUUUCGACUGCCGAAACCAUAUAAGAGUGAUACAGCCGAUGGGAGACGGCAAUCGGCUUUACAUGUGCGGUACGAACGCGCACUCGCCCAAGGAUUGGGUGAUUUACAGCAAUCUGACUCACUUACCGCGCCACGAGUUUGUCCCGGGAGUUGGAAUGGGCAUCGCAAAGUGUCCUUAUGACCCUGCGGACAAUUCGACGGCGGUCUGGGUCGAGAAGGGUAAUCCCGGAGACCUGCCAGCUCUUUAUUCCGGUACGAACGCCGAGUUCACCAAAGCCGAUACUGUAAUCUUUCGCACGGAUCUCUACAAUCUGACUACCGGUCGCAAGGCGUUCAGCUUCAAGAGGACACUCAAGUACGACUCCAAGUGGCUCGACAAACCGAAUUUCGUGGGAUCGUACGACAUCGGCAGCCACGUGUUCUUCUUUUUCCGCGAGACCGCGGUCGAGUACAUAAACUGUGGUAAAAGUGUGUAUUCCCGCGUGGCGAGAGUGUGCAAGAGGGACACCGGCGGUAAAAAUAUACUCGCGCAGAAUUGGGCCACAUACCUCAAGGCCAGAUUGAAUUGUUCGAUACCCGGCGAGUUCCCGUUUUAUUUCAACGAGAUACAGAGCAUUUACAAGGUGCCGGGUGACGAUACGCAUUUCUAUGGUACCUUUACUACAUCGACGAACGGGCUAAUGGGCUCCGCGAUAUGUUCCUUCCACAUUGACGCCAUCCAAGAGGCUUUCCGCGGAAAGUUCAAAGAGCAGGCAACUAGCAGUAGCGCGUGGCUACCAGUCUUGUCCAAUAAGGUUCCGGAACCGCGUCCGGGUCAAUGUGUCAACGAUACCGAAACGUUGCCGGACACCGUCCUGAAUUUCAUAAGAUCCCACCCGCUGAUGGAUUCGGCGAUUUCGCACGAGAACGAGAAGCCAGUUUUCUACAAGCGGGACGUCAUGCUCACGCGAUUGGUCGUCGAUAAGCUGCGUAUCGACUUCGUGGGAAUCGACUUGGAUUAUACAGUCUAUUACGCCGGCUCUAGCGAUGGUCGCGUUCACAAGGUUGUACAGUGGAUCGACAGUAACGGCGAUUCCCAAUCGAUUUUGCUGGAUGUUUUCGAUGUCACGCCGGGCGAACCGAUACAGGCGAUGGAGAUCUCGAAGGAGCAUAAAGCUCUCUACGUGGCGUCGGAUCAUCGGAUAAAGCAGAUCGAUCUGGUCAUGUGCACUCGGCGAUACGACAACUGCCUGCGAUGUGUCCACGAUCCGUAUUGCGGAUGGGAUAAGGAUACGAACAUGUGUAAACCCUACGAACCAGGUCUUCUUCAAGACGUGUCGAACACCACGGCGGACGUUUGCGACAGCAGCGUCGGCAAACGGAAACUGGUUGUCACGUGGGGCCAGUCGGUGCACCUGGGUUGCUUCGUGAAGAUGCCGGAGGUGCUGGCGAACCAAGAGGUGCGGUGGUACCAUUACAGCAAGGAGAAGGGAAGGUAUCAGAUCGCGUACAAGUACGGUGCCGGCGGCGACAAGUUCAUCGAGACCUCGGAGAAAGGUCUAGUGAUCGUCGGUGUGAACGAGCAGGACGCCGGUAGAUACGACUGCUGGCUCGGCGGUGCCCUCCUGUGCUCGUACAACAUCACCGUGGACGCGCACAGAUGUUCGGCGCCCGCCAAGUCCAACGACUAUCAGAAGAUUUAUUCGGACUGGUGUCACGAGUUCGAGAAGUACAAGUCGGCGAUGAAGAGCUGGGAGAGAAAGCAAGCGCAAUGUGCCUCGAGGCAGAACGACAGCAAUCAGAAUCUACACACGAACGAGGUGUACGGCACGCCCCUCGUCUGAUGGAGCCGAUCGUUGGGUCCCUCGUCGAGCCGAGAUUACGAUGACACGAUGAUACGCAUAAGCGUCCCGCCGAGGAAUCGCGGCUGGACAACGACCGGUUGGAUCGGCCUGGCCUUCUUGUUGGCCGGUCACGCUACCGCGCUCGGCCCAUUGGUCACUCGAGGACUCUUAAGUGACUGAGAUCGAUCCGCGAUUCGCGAACCGGUGAACUGAAUACCUAGCGAAAGGUGUGAAGAACGUACGCGUGAUCGAUCGUGUGCAUACCGCUAUCCACGUGCCACGGUGCCCGAGAGAGCCUCUCGUCGGCGCUACCGAUCGCGAGUGACCAUCGAGUUUAUUGGCGGUCGGUGACCCGCGAGAAUACUCCAGUUCCGUUCUCGUCGCGCACCCGACUUUCCGUUACGUAUACACAUUAUAUAUUUCGUACUCGCUUCGCUGUAAAUAGACGUGUCGCGUGCGAGUCGCGAAGGUGAGACCGGACGCUGGAUGCCGCGAAACUACGAGCACGGGACGCGCCGGAACGAGUCUCGGUCAUAAAUUCCGAUACGGAUGCGCAACCGCGCGGAGUGAUGUUCCUCGGGGUGAACGGACGAUAACCUCUUGUGCCGGAGAAUCAUGGAUCAAGUUCCGAUUCCUCCCACACCUCGGACCGAUCGGUGCUGCGAAAGCUGUACGAAGAAACGCGCAGUUCCCUUUCCUCGGACUUUUAAUUAAUUUGCGAGACGGAUGGAAUUUUAUGUGUACAUACGAUAUCGGAGCUUUAUUUACGGAAGGGAAUACGACGCAACGUUGAUCGCGAUAUCAUCGUGACCGAGAUAUCGAUUAUCAAUAGGACGUCAAUUAUUAAGCGGUGAGUCGAAGGGAGAAAGGCGCGUUCUCUUCUGCAGUUGUUUUUGCAUCUGCGAUAAGAGCGAUCGACGAAGUCGAGGUGAAGUUUCCCGACAAUGACGAUGAGGGGAGCAUCGAUUGAAGAACAAACGGCAAGCGAUCCGCACCCGCGAAGCUGAGAGGAAACGACGGGGCGUAAGUCGAGGAAAGACAGGUAAAACGUCGCGUCGGGGAGGAGGAGGAAGGAAGGAAAAAACGAAACGUGGCCAACGGCGCGUUUACGACGUCACGCAGGUUACAUAUGAGAUUAUUAUCGGCUUUAGAGACCUUCGUGCGAGUCGCCGCCGGCCGCGGCCGCUGCGCCUCUGCUGCACUCGCGCGACGCUGGUUAGCUUUCCAUAUCACGUUCGCCACUUUUGCGGCGCGCACACGCCUAUUUUCUACCUGUACACCCCUCCUCAGACCAACCUACCCACCCUCCUCCGCACCCCACCGCGUUUUCCUUCAUUUUUCCCUUCGUAUAUCGCAUCUCGACGAUCGCGCGAGCUACCGCCUGUUAUCUUUUGUUUGCGUGAACCUUCGUGCCGUUCUGAUCAUCACCAUUACUCUUCGCCGGCCUGAGACGUACAGCGCAGCGAUGACGACGCGUUUUUACUUGCGACACAUUCGCAUUGUGUCGAUAAAAAAACCGCGUCGUCGCAUCCGAGUGUCGCAUCUUGUCGCGCGGAACCCUCGAAAAAAUCAUCACGAGGAAUCACCAUCUCGAGUACCUUUACGACAUCGUCGAGAACCAAAUCUCCCCUUUCCCACCCUUCAAAAAUCAAGAUGCUACGCGAGAGUCUGUUUUCUCCGAAGGAAACCAGUAAGACUCGUGGUCUCAGAUCCACGCAUAUAUUUCCUUCAAGCGUGCGUACCUCGUCUCCUUGAUUUUUUUUCUUUAUCCGAUUCUUUUCUCAACGGACACACACGCGCGUCUAACGAGCGACUAACCGUGAUCGUUAUGUACGCGCCCGUGCACUGUACAUAAUACCGGACUUAGGGAGUCACGUGUGCACAUUUUCCGCUUAGAUAAGUUUAAUAUUAGCGUAGGGGAUAUACAUGUUUGCUUAUAAGUUUUCGAUGAACACGGCCGUAGAGAUCUCUCGUUGCAUCCUGCGGCAUCGCCGCAGCGGUGAGUAAACCGAAGUAACGACCGCCAACUAAACGCGGUGCUGGGGCACAUCGAGGCGGACGAUCGUUUCGACGACUUCCGGACUCGAGGCGCGCGCGGGCAUAUCGAAGCCAGCAUUGCGUUUUUUAUCCGCGCACAUUCGAUGUACACGUAUGUACACAUGCUUUGGCAUAGAGAAGCCUACAGCGCGGUGUCCGUGAAAUCUGCUUCGCCCGAAAACCAACUCGAGUUUCGGCACAUAUGCCGCUUACUUGGAUCUUAUAUCAAAUACGUCGAUUAUUAUCUCUUAUUUCUCUUUUUUCUUUCACUACCGUUAGUUUUUCGCUCUAUUUUUUAUACCGUUCGAGAGCUUCUUUCGGACAUGGGAACGGGCGUUUCCGACUUCGUGAUUAUCUGUACAUAGAUAAUAGCGUUAUAUUUUUAUAAAAAUGACAGAGAAGACUUACCGCUAAAAAGCAACCGCAUGAUUUUAAUCUAUCGUUCAUAUAUUUUGACUAUCCGCGUUCGGUCAAAUUGAUUGAAAACUGGAUCUCUGGAAGUGAGCGAAUGUUUUCUGGCGCAAAUAGAUAUUUUUUGACACGCACGAAAAUGACAAAUUUAAUUUUACCAUGCUUUAUCGCUAAUUUUACAAAUGCAUACGUCCUCGUUUAGCAAUCGUCCAUGAAAAUAUGAUGCAGACUCGCACUAUAGCGUCGCGUUAGCGUCCGUCCGACUUUUCCUCGGAGAUCUCGACAUACAUUUUAUAAUCAACGCGGCAACAAAUAGUUUACCCGGUGCUCAUUUAGCGCGGUUUAUCGAACAAUCGACGUAUCGGGAUGUAGUACCCCAGCCAGCCAUAAUCAGCACGCAUACACGUAGGGUAUAAAGAGUAGUAGGGGGAGAUCAUAACGCCUUUUCAAACACGGAUUUCAGUUCCCUCGAGUAGUUGGUCGCAUGGGUGAUAGUUUUGCUCUUACUCUUAAGUUUGUACAUAGACAUUUGUAUCGUAAUAUCCAUGGUAUCCUCGAUAAUACAGCAGCGCGGAGAUGCCCGAUCGAGCCUCGGUGCGCGCGGCUGUUAUUAACUUCUGUACAGAGAUCGUCGCGAGAUUGACGAUUUACCUUUUGUACCUAUAAGGCUCAACCUAUACGAGAUGGUACGCGAUAAGAAAGAGAGAGAAAGAGGGUAACCGCUGAAAAAAUAGAACCGAGAGAUCGGGAAUAGCGGAGUUGUACCUAAGCGAAACCUAGGGAGACGUAAGAGAGUAAUACAAUAAUCGGUAAAAUCUAAUCCUCGAGUAUGUACUUAUUAUGAGCUUCAACAAGUAUUGAAUAGUAUUAUGACAUAGGAUUAAGGCCGAACACACGUUAGGGAUAAAAUUGAGAGACUUCGGACCGAUCGAGCCAACCGCGAAGGCGCGCGGAUCGACGAGGAUUCCCACUGUGCCUUGAAAGUUUCGUCACUCUUGGAGUUUCUCGCGUACAAUCCUCGCGUUUUCGACGAGAAUGGGGCUCGGGUCGUGCUCCUCGUCGAUCCGCUCGGUCCACUCGUAUCUACAAAUCAUCGUCAAAUUCCUCCAGCCAUCAAUCGACGUCCCGGACCGUAUUAGAUCGCAGACGCGUCUGGAUUAUAGAGAGGAGUAGAGAAAAGCGAUCGCGUAAGAAUGCUAUAUACGCGUGCGUGUGUAUGCGUGUGUGCGUGAGUGCGUGCUAUUGCGUGAUGUCACGGAUACGUAAAGAAUAGUAACCUACCUAUCGUAUAUUUAAAGAAAGUUAUAAAAAAGAGUAAAAGCAAACGCGUAAUAUUACGAUAGAAUAGUAAAGUACACGAACUUUGGCUAAGAGCGUCCUCGUGCAAUCCUUACGGACCACGUCAUGUCAACCACCGCGUGUUUACGUGAUGACGAAGAGAGGGAGAGUGUAUCGAUCCUGUACGAUAUGAUCCCGGACCUCGCCAGAUGCGAACGAGUGCGUGCCCGAUGCGAGUGCACGAGGGCGCGCUUCGGGUUGGAGUAGGCGUGAUCACGGAAAGCAAUCUAAGUUGAACCUAAAGUUGUUAGAUAUAUUAUUUAUAAGAUUACUGUAUGUUGCGUGAAUGCGAUUGAUGCGGCGGGAUAUCGCGAGCGGAACGAUCGAUCGGCGAUACAUAAAGUAGAGGAAGGUAAAAGAGAGCCUAGCCCGGUCAGCGAGGCAAAGUAUCGUAGUUUCGCCGCUGUUCGUCGAGUCGUACGUGAGCUUGAAACACACCCAACCGAGAAGAAAACUGUAAAAGAGACCUCAAACACUGCCUGCGAAAUCCUAAUCGAUUAUCCCGCAACGUCGACCGCGAGGAGGCGAGAGAUAGACUAUAGACUCGGUUUAAUGUAUGCGAUACGAGACGAUUUUGGGUGACACAGAGUGCUCUGCUCGUGGUUACUCGCGUAAGGGAAAACGACGCAAAGGGGGAAGAGAACGCCCUAACUGAAUAAUUAGUUACGAUGACAUACUACUACGAUAGGAGGAAGGGAAAGAAAGAUAGACCCGCGAUAACGAUUUAUUAAAAUAUAUCACUAGAACUAGCCGACGACUGUCUUAGGUUUUCAAGUAUCGGAAGCGUAGACGAACUCGUUUCUCGGGUUGUGUGUAGCGGGGUGGAGGACGGGGACGGAAACGGGGAUGGGGAUGGGACAGGAAAGGAUUUGCUACACAUGGCGCUGCGUGUAUCCUUUACUUUUUUAUCCCGAAGAUUACGAACGCGGAAGAGCGGGAAUGAUCCGUUGACCGAUUUCCUCUUAAUUUCGCCCGCCUUUCUUUCCGCUCCCGUGUCACCGGCGCGCUGUUUUUCUCCCGUUUUUCUUUCCCCCUUUUUUUACGGAUAUAUCUUGCCUUAAAGCAGAAAAUUGGAGCGAACUCGCGCGCACGCGAGAUUAAUAGUCUAUUCGUAUCGUGGAAAACUCAUCCUUCAUCAUCGCCGUAUUUUUCUUCGUUCUUUCGGUUCGCUUCUUUUUUGCAUUCUGCUCGUUCCUGUCGACAGCAGAGCGAUCAAGGGUGGAAAUUAGGGCCGGGCGGUAGCGCGCCGUGAGUCGUUCCGAAGCUCGUAGGAGCCGAUAUACCGCUUAGGGGAAUUCAAUUUAGCCGUACGGCGUAAGGGACGGAUCCGCACCGCUCGAGGUAACGCCACCGUACUGCCACGGCGUGCAUCGCCGCAUCGGCGCAUCGGCAGUUUUGUUUAUGGAACGUAAUCGUGAAUAUCGAUCUUCCUCCAAGCGCCCUGCCAAACGUUCUGUUUGUUCGCACCGGGCGAUAUGUUUAUCGAUUAAAUCAAUUCGGCCACACGCGUCAUCCUGCGCUUGUCCACAACGCGAGCUCAGUACUUUUCCGAUCGGGAUGAAGGUUUUCGAAACCUUCGCGCGAAAUAUAUCGAAAUUUCACCUGGGGUAAAAGGAAUCAAAUUUAUAUCAAGUUUAUAGUUUACAUCAUGAGGAGUGCUGUCUCAUAAAUCUCCGCAGCUGUUUGGAUCGCGUUGAAUAUGUCGAUGUAAUUUCAAUCUGCGUUGCACAAAAUUGUAUGCGAUACACGAUCGAUCGAUUCACGGUACGCGCCGCCUAAAAAUUCAGACUUAUCGACACGUAUGUGCGAUUAUCAUCGUUAAUGACACGACCGUAGGUAAUUUUUAGUUCAAAGAAUUUCGUACGAUAAGAGACCCUUUUAGAUAUUCACCUAUUACCUAAACCUAAACAUCCAAUCGCUAUUUUUAUCAAAAAAAACAUGUUAAAAAUCUUUAAUAGUUAUCCAUUGUUCACUAUUGCUAUAAUAAAGUUUUGCUUUAAUAAAUGA